AUGGGCGAGCACAACCUCCUUAAUCCCGGCUUUGUGGGACCUCUGGUGAACAUCCACACGGGAGACACCUUCUACUUCCCAAAUCCCUCCCUGGGUAGCCCCGUCUCCAUUAACCCUUCCUUCGGCAGAGCCUGCGACCUCGCCCGGGUGGAGGAACCCAAAUGUUAUUAUCGGGAAAGCUGCUCCGAAACCCCCGGGCUCAAGAGGGAGGAGAGGGGAAGGGACGGUGCUUUGUUACCCCUCGAAUCCAGCCUUCCCAAUGGCAUGGGGGGCAAUUUCGGCAAAUAUGACUACCCGAGCAGCGAGGCGGUAGCCCACGACCCUCCGUCCUGCCAAUCCUUGGAGUCA
This is a messenger RNA of Mesitornis unicolor (brown roatelo), 348 nucleotides long. It is a transcript of the gene HOXC12, whose product is annotated as homeobox C12. The transcript is spliced from 2 exons. NCBI's taxonomy places the organism in Eukaryota, Metazoa, Chordata, Aves, Mesitornithiformes, Mesitornithidae. Gene Ontology annotation, molecular function: sequence-specific double-stranded DNA binding. The annotation marks the transcript as partial. The record is from RefSeq and is a predicted model, not a curated record.